Echinostoma caproni is the source of this 1146-nucleotide messenger RNA. The record is from the annotation of a GenBank genome assembly. NCBI's taxonomy places the organism in Eukaryota, Metazoa, Platyhelminthes, Trematoda, Plagiorchiida, Echinostomatidae.
AUGCAACGAAACGAAAGCUCUCAGAGUCUGGAGAGCGAGUCCGGGAUGGAAAGCGACUUGGCAUUACCAGCCAAGGACAUCAUCGAUCCUCCGGUCACAGUUGGUCCACCGGUGGAAUUUUCCGUUCGAGAUCCAGAACAGGUAGAGGCUAUACUGCGACGCGGACGAAGAAGAGCCAUAAUUGAUGAGAAGAAUCUGAUUGGCGAUUCGGAGAACGAAAGUCAAGAUGGACAAUUGGGAUCGACCUCAGCAGUCAAACCAGCGGACAAUAAUACAUCUUCCGAUUCGUCUUCGGUUGUGUCCCGAGUCAACGUGUUCCGUGAACGCCAACAGCGAAUGCUCCGCAAACAGCACACGAUUGCCGAUCUGAAUAGCAGAAUUCAAAAUGUGGUCAGUCCGCAAGAAUUCGACUCAAAACGUCGUCAGAAUGUGUUUAUGAAACUGAUUGAGAGACGAUCACGCUCCAAGGAAUCAUUGCUAGACCUGAGUGAGGCUCUUCAACGGUUGACACCAUCCCUAUUUCAAGAUCAUUACUUGGAAUCGUACAGAACUCUUUUNUCGUUUGUUUCGCAUUACCCAUCAACCCGGCGAAACACACAUCACCCUGGCGCUGGUCGUCGUCUUCGUCGUCAGGAGUCCCACUGGUCACAACUAGAAAAAAGCGACGUUCAAUCAGGAGGAAACAAUGAGACCACAUAUCCGGAACGUGAGAUCAGGCGACGUGAAGCUGUCUGGGAACUGUUCAAGAGUGAACUCAUUUUUUUCCUCGAUCAUCUUAUGGUACUGAAGAAUUGCUUCAUGGAACCGCUAAAGAAACUCCAGGUGGAUGGAUAUCUCAUGUUUGUGGAACCGUCCAAUCUGUUUGGUAAUUUGGACGAUUUGUGCUACGUCAGUCACACGCUGUGUCGUGAACUGAUCGGCAAUUUGACUCGAGAUGCCAAUCACAAGGAAUUCGGAAGCACCGAUGUGCUCCUCAGGCCACUGAAACGAUGGUCAGAACACUCCAAAGAUGGCGAAGUCUACCAUUCGUAUUGCUUGAACUACGACUCCGCUCUGAGCUAUUUGGACAGUCUACGCAAAGUGGAUCACUUCAAUGAAUUUGAGAAGGUAAGUGUGAUUUAUGCCUACUCCGGAUGGUUCCAUUAA